AUGGACGUCUCAUCACCUGCCAAGCGAGGCGGCGACGUUCCGGAUCAGCCUCGGAGCAAGAAACGGGCCAAGUACACUCUGCGCGCUUGUAAUGAGUGCAAAAGACGUAAAUUGAAAUGUAGUGGUGAAUCUGUCUGUUCCCGAUGUGUCCGAGAUGGCACGGAAUGCAUCUACGCCAACGGCAAUCUCACGCCUGCUCCGGAGGGGGAUUUCAAAGACGACAGAUUAAACACUCGAUUCAAAACUGUCGACUACCAGAUUGAAACUCUCCAGCGGGAGAUGCGGACACUCUCAGAGCGCAUGCAUGAGCUGGAGUCGAAUUCGCACACAAAUUCGAACUCGACCAUGUCUACGACUAAGGAUGGACCAACUUUGAACUCUUCAUCUGCUCCGUUAUCUACUCACAUUGGACUACAUCGGAUUAUGAAUGCGCCCAAGUCGCCUUCCUAUGUGGGUCCCACGAGCGCGGAGUUUGGUAUAACGGCGCGACAGAAGCCACCUGAUGAUAGUGAUGAUGAGGACUUGCAAUCGUCAAGUACACGCAGUGCAGGGGCAUCUGAAGCAACAGGGCUAACAGAUGACCCGCUACGCAGUCUGGGCCAGACGGAAGCUCUACGUCUCGUGGGGGUGUACGAGAACACCGUCGGGAUAAUGUACCCCUGUGUCGAUCUGGACAGCGUCCGAGCGUAUAUCAUCGACUUUUACCGAAAUGACGGGUGUGAUGUCCCAGCUUCUCCGUCGAAAACGGAGACAGAGCAAGAUUGGUUCAUUGCGCGGGACGUGGAGUUUUUGAAAAUCCUUCUAGCUACGGCUUUGUUGGCGGAGUCGCAUGGGAGGAGUGAGAGGGCAGCGCAGUUGGCGGAUAGUGUGGAGGAUCAGUUUGCGAGUCGGUUGAAGGUUGCGCAGGUUGAUAUGAAGGAGUUGUUGAUUUUGACGUUGUUGUCUAUUUUCCAUUCUUAUCGUGACGAUGAAGUUAUUGCCUGGCGGUUAACUGGUAUGGCUGUGAGGGGAGCAAUGGAACUUGGGCUGCACUGUCAAGAUACCUGGACGAAGACGAAUGGCGUGUUUCCAGGCGAACUCCAAUGGACCUGGGCUAGUCGACUGUUCUGGUGUAUCUACGUCCUCGAUCGCAAAUGGUCGUUUGGAACGGGUCUCCCAUUUGCUAUUCAAGACUCCGACAUGGACACCAACCUGCCUCAACCUGGGACGGCAACGCCAUACCUGACGUGCAUGAUAUCCUACGCCCGACUAAGUACCAAGAUCUGGGAAUUGGUGGUCGGCUGGCGCAAUCGCCCUCGAUCCAGUAUCACGGAUAACUGCGCAUACCUCGAUUUUCAGGUUCAGCAAUGGAUCCAAUCUAUUCCCAGCGAGUUGCGCUUCGACCCGACAUGGCGUUCAACUUCUGGGUCUGACGAGACUGACAAUAUGACCAUGUUACAGGUUCUGCUAGCUCUACAAGCUAACCAGCUUCGCAUUCUGGUCUACCGUCAAUACCUUCUCACAACGGAGAGCAUCGAUGGCGACGUCUCGGGCGCCUCCAUCGCCGUCGAGACGGCCAAAAGCACGGUGCACAUGCUGGACUACUACAGUCGCGUGUCAAACAUCUACUUCCAGCGACCGGAGCCAUUUAACUACUUUUUAAUUUCGGCCUUGGCAGCCCUCUUCCUAGCCGUGUUACAUGCUCCUACACGUUUCAGCACCGUGUGUCGGCCCGAGUUCUACGCCGCGGUGGACAUGGUGCGACGAUCGUCCACGCGAGCCAGGACUUCCCGUCGGUUACAAAAGAUCAUUAAAAGCUUGAAACUGAUACAGUUGAAUUUGGGAAUGUCCAAAUCGACUCGCUCUGGUGAUCGUCGGCGUGAUAAGAAUAUCGGUCCUGCUCAGAAUCAGGAGUCUAACACUCCUUUGUCAUCGACGACUCACUCUCAUACGCCACUGCAGACGCCGGGUAUACCCACUCCACAGCCAUCGGCUGGCUCGCUCUGGUCUGUGUCGUCGCCGAAUACCGUUCCACCAGGUGACAGUAGUUGUGAAGAUUUGACGAGCUUUUUCGAGAUGGCGGGUGGGUUUUAUUUUGAUCCACGCGCGGUGACUAGUAUGCCAGAUGGAAAUGGGCAGGGAAACGGAGAAAUAUUGGAGCCGGACGUGGCUGGUUUAGAUGCGUUUCAUGCAGAAGAUGAAGCGUUGACAAGAGUCAUGGCUGGACUAAUGUAG
This is a messenger RNA of Aspergillus wentii DTO 134E9, 2214 nucleotides long. RefSeq names its product transcription factor domain-containing protein. Bases 1 to 2214 code for a protein of 737 amino acids. Gene Ontology annotation, biological process: DNA-templated transcription; positive regulation of transcription from RNA polymerase II promoter by galactose. The transcript is spliced from 4 exons. Gene Ontology annotation, molecular function: DNA-binding transcription factor activity, RNA polymerase II-specific; RNA polymerase II cis-regulatory region sequence-specific DNA binding; zinc ion binding. Gene Ontology annotation, cellular component: nucleus. Lineage: Eukaryota; Fungi; Ascomycota; Eurotiomycetes; Eurotiales; Aspergillaceae. The record is from RefSeq and is a predicted model, not a curated record.